Solanum pennellii is the source of this 882-nucleotide messenger RNA. RefSeq lists its product as uncharacterized. The record is from RefSeq and is a predicted model, not a curated record. The transcript has 4 exons. The coding region runs from base 169 to 642 and encodes 157 amino acids. Lineage: Eukaryota; Viridiplantae; Streptophyta; Magnoliopsida; Solanales; Solanaceae. Gene Ontology annotation, molecular function: iron ion binding.
UUAUGUACAAGGGAAACGCAAAUUUUACCACUGAAACAUCACCACCCACUUAUUUUCAAUCUUCUUCUACUACUUGUUUCUUCGUUUGGGCAUUUUAUCAAACAGAUAGCGAGCAGCAGAAACUGCAAAGGGAGUCGAGCUAGAAGAAAGGGCAAUUUUGUAUAAGCAAUGGCCCUGCAAGUACCCACUAGAAUUCCAGCUAAUUUAGCCCCAAAUGGUGGCCUCAGACAGGCACCAAAUGGUUUAGCCCUAAAAUCUUCAUUUUUUUCUCCAUCAGUUCAUCUCUUGCUCCCUCCUCCAUCAUUCUCUAGAGCAUCUCCUGCUACUGCCCCGAAAAUCUCCAUGCGCGUUACCUCCAAGCAAGCCUUUAUUUGCCGGGAUUGCGGGUAUAUUUACAAUGACAAAACUCCUUUUGAGAAAUUACCUGACAAAUACUUCUGUCCAGUAUGUGGAGCUCCAAAAAGAAGAUUCAGGGCGUAUGAACCUAAAGUAACCAAAGAUGCUAAUUCCACUGAUGUUCGUAAGGCCCGGAAAGAACAGUUAAAGAGAGAUGAGGCUGUUGGGAACAUACUGCCUAUUGCUAUUGGAGUUGGAGUUGUUGCACUUGCUGCUUUAUACUUCUAUGUCAACAACACCUCCUAGAUUCAAGUGGACACAAUAACAAUGUCAUCAUCUUCUGUUUAACACAUCAAGGAGAUUGUUAAAUUUUGUGUUGGAGUUCUUCUAUGUAUAAUUGUUUAUUCUAUCCAUUCAUUCUAUAUAUUCCACUUCUAUAGUGAUGGAAAUAUGAAAUUGCUAAUUUGUCUUUGUUUAAACAAACUGUUGUAUGCAAAAGAAGACCUGAAAAGUAUUGAGUCUGAAUCAGUCUUUAAGUAUGCUAAA